AUGGUCGGUUUAUGUCUUGCCGAUUUCAUCUACCUCGCCGAUUUAUCACUGGUUGCCGCCACUUCUCUUAACCUGAAAAGUUGGCCUUUCGGCUCAGCGUUGUGCCAUUUUUAUCACGGUACUGAAACUACGGGUAUGUUUUUCAGAGUUAUCAUGAAUUAUCGUGUUGCUGUGUUUCUCAGUACAGGAGCCUGGGCGACAGCAAUUGCAUGCAGUUUACCGUUAUACCUUUAUGCAAAGGAAGGACGAUCUAAGGCUCAUUAA
Messenger RNA from Cooperia oncophora, 264 nucleotides. NCBI's taxonomy places the organism in Eukaryota, Metazoa, Nematoda, Chromadorea, Rhabditida, Trichostrongylidae. The record is from the annotation of a GenBank genome assembly.